This is a messenger RNA of Fragaria vesca subsp. vesca, 1941 nucleotides long. Its product is annotated as V-type proton ATPase subunit B2-like. The record is from RefSeq and is a predicted model, not a curated record. Gene Ontology annotation, cellular component: proton-transporting V-type ATPase, V1 domain. Bases 83 to 1555 code for a protein of 490 amino acids. Gene Ontology annotation, biological process: ATP metabolic process; proton transmembrane transport. The transcript has 15 exons. Gene Ontology annotation, molecular function: proton-transporting ATPase activity, rotational mechanism; ATP binding. Lineage: Eukaryota; Viridiplantae; Streptophyta; Magnoliopsida; Rosales; Rosaceae.
UUCUUCAUCCUCUUUGCUCAGUUUUGCUCUCUUCUUCCUCUUUGGCUCUGCUCCAGAUCGUAACGAACACCAGCUUGCAAGUAUGGCUGUUUCACAAAACAAUCACGAUAUGGAGGAGGGGACACUAGAGGUCGGCAUGGAGUACAGGACUGUCUCUGGUGUGGCUGGACCUCUGGUUAUCCUUGAAAAAGUUAAGGGACCCAAGUUUCAGGAGAUUGUUAAUAUUCGGUUGGGAGAUGGAACAAUUCGACGUGGCCAAGUCCUGGAGGUUGAUGGAGAGAAAGCUAUUGUUCAGGUUUUCGAAGGAACAUCUGGAAUUGACAACAAGUAUACCACAGUGCAAUUUACAGGAGAGGUUUUGAAAACUCCAGUCUCUCUGGACAUGCUUGGGCGGAUCUUUAAUGGAUCUGGGAAACCCAUUGACAAUGGGCCCCCAAUUUUGCCUGAGGCGUACCUCGACAUAUCUGGUAGUUCUAUCAAUCCCAGUGAGAGAACAUAUCCUGAAGAGAUGAUUCAAACGGGAAUUUCGACAAUUGAUGUAAUGAAUUCCAUUGCCAGAGGACAAAAGAUCCCACUUUUCUCUGCUGCUGGUCUUCCUCAUAAUGAGAUUGCAGCUCAGAUAUGUCGCCAGGCUGGUCUGGUCAAGCGGUUGGAGAAAUCUGACAAUCUUCUUGACGCUAGGGAUGGGGAAGACGACAAUUUCGCCAUUGUGUUUGCUGCUAUGGGAGUAAAUAUGGAGACUGCACAGUUCUUCAAACGUGAUUUUGAGGAAAAUGGUUCAAUGGAGAGGGUCACCCUUUUUCUUAAUCUGGCAAAUGACCCUACAAUUGAACGUAUUAUUACUCCUCGUAUUGCUCUUACUACUGCAGAGUAUCUGGCAUAUGUAUGUGGGAAGCAUGUCCUUGUCAUACUGACAGAUAUGAGUUCUUAUGCUGAUGCUCUUCGUGAGGUAUCUGCUGCCCGAGAGGAAGUGCCUGGAAGGCGUGGAUAUCCCGGGUACAUGUAUACCGAUUUGGCGCAAAUCUAUGAGCGUGCUGGACGAAUUGAAGGGCGAAAAGGCUCCAUCACACAAAUUCCAAUUUUGACUAUGCCCAAUGAUGAUAUUACGCAUCCCACCCCGGAUCUUACAGGAUACAUUACUGAGGGACAGGUAUACAUUGACAGGCAGCUCCACAACAGACAGAUCUACCCACCAAUCAAUGUCCUCCCAUCUCUUUCUCGUUUGAUGAAGAGUGCUAUUGGUGAAGGGAUGACUCGCAAGGAUCAUUCUGAUGUAUCCAAUCAGUUGUAUGCAAAUUAUGCAAUUGGGAAGGAUGUCCAGGCAAUGAAAGCUGUGGUUGGAGAGGAAGCUCUUUCUUCUGAGGACUUGCUAUACCUGGAGUUUUUGGACAAGUUCGAGAAGAAGUUUGUGAGCCAAGGAGCUUAUGAUACACGUAGUAUCUUCCAGUCUCUCGAUUUGGCAUGGACAUUGCUUCGCAUUUUCCCCCGUGAGCUUCUCCACCGUAUACCUAUAAAGACCCUAGAUCUGUUCUACAGCAGAGAUGCAACAAACUGAUGAAGUCCUUUUGUCCUGUUCGUCAAAGUUCUUCGGCUUAGCUAUCAAUGAGCUCUGCUUUAGUUGAUCGAUUUUUCUGCCUAGAUUGCAUCUCUUCUAUCUCUUCCGGCAUAUAUAAUAAAGGUUAUGCUCCUUUCAGGGCCAGUUCAAAUAUUCUUUCGACAAGGACGUUAGAUCUUGUAGAUCUGUAUUUUCGUUUCUCAUUUGUUAGUAUGUUACCCCGUUGUGUUUGGUUAUGCUUUUACUCUACUGAGUUUCAGGACCAGUCGGGCCAUCUAGGAUCUAAAGCCCUUGCGGUAUAUAUUUGCUUGUUUCAAGACCUUAUUUAUUUUGUAAUCUGGCAUUUUUGGCCUCUUAUUAAUCUUAUGUUCAGACAGUUAUGCAGC